This is a messenger RNA of Neohortaea acidophila, 3120 nucleotides long. Its product is annotated as Metallo-peptidase family M12-domain-containing protein. The record is from RefSeq and is a predicted model, not a curated record. NCBI's taxonomy places the organism in Eukaryota, Fungi, Ascomycota, Dothideomycetes, Mycosphaerellales, Teratosphaeriaceae. The transcript has 2 exons. Gene Ontology annotation, biological process: proteolysis. The coding region runs from base 310 to 2781 and encodes 823 amino acids. Gene Ontology annotation, molecular function: metalloendopeptidase activity.
UCGAGACCCAUCGCGAGCAGCUGCCGGGCCGGAGCUGGGCAAUUAGACUUUCCCCAAGCGCCGCUGCAUCUGCUCCACGCCCGGCACAGCCCAUUUGCCCAGCCUGCUACUCCACCACCUCACCCGUCUUGAUCUCUCGGCAUUGUAUCCAUGACACGACGCUCGCUACAGUAAUUCGCCCCCCCGUUCCUUCGUUAAAUACUGCCGAGCCAUCUUGAAACGAGCGCUUCCUAUGUGACUUUGGCCUGCAUGCAACCUGUUUCCCUUCGACUCUCGACUCUUCCCUUUCAUCUCCGCUGCUAGUGAAGCAUGCGGCUCUCUUGUCCUCCUCUACUCUUGCUCGUAAUCACUUUUCUUUGCUCUCCCAUUGCAGACGCAAGCUCGAAGAAGCGCAAUCCAAUUGGCGCCAUCUCUAUCAUCCGCAAUGCUACCAUUCACACCCCCAGCCACAAGAUCACGGCAACGUCGGACUUCGAUCUCACAUUCAUCGCGGAUGGCGGUCUACACGUCAAAUUCAGCCUCGAACCGAACCGCGAUGUGCUGCGAAGUAACAGUCUUAUCACACACCUGGCGCCGGACGGAUCGAUAGAACGACAAGUCCCGCUGGAACGCUCAGGCCACAAAGUCUUCAAGGGUUCGGCUUGGGUGCGGAGCGGAGAGGAUGGCGACGGCUCUUGGGAAUGGGCAGGUUGGGUGCGGACUUUGAUCAGCCGAGACGGAGCAUACCCUUUCUUUGAAGGCGCCUUUUCCGUUCACCUCGACCACCAUCACAUCCAGAGCUCGACACACUAUCUCCAAACAAGACAUCGACUAGACCCGGAGAUUGAAGGAUUGGAGAGUGGAGACGAGUACAUGGUGCUCUGGCGCGACUCCGAUGUCCUCCCGGACAGUGCACUCGGACAUGAAGAGUUACGGCGAAGUCUGAAUGUCGAUGCCGGUGACUCUGUUGCGUGUUCGGCCGACAAACUAACCUUCAACACCAACCCGGACCAUCCGGUGCUCAAAGGGCUGUCCGGGCGAUCGGAAGACUCGCUCGCCGGAGUGGAGGUCUCUCAUCUCCUCCGGGGCCGCCAAACUGACAGUACGACUGGUGGCAAUAGUGGCGGCGUGAAUCUGAGAAGCACCAUCGGGAAUCCCGCUGGUUGUCCCACUGUUCGCAAAGUGGCUCUCGUCGGUGUCGCCACCGACUGUACCUACACCAGGGCCCUAGGAUCCUCCGAAGCCGUCACCCAGAACGUCAUCUCGCAGAUCAACACUGCGUCGGGGAUCUGGGAGGACGCUUUCAACAUUGUCCUCGGGCUUCAGAACCUUACGAUCUCUUCCGAAAACUGCCCCAGUUCGCCGGCAAGGGCCACGGAGUGGAACCAGGGCUGUUCGAGUGACGUGACUAUCGAAGAUCGUCUCAACUGGUUCUCGGCCUGGCGCGGCGAACAAGGUGGCGACAACAGUCAUUGGACUCUGCUGAGCACGUGCAACACCGAUUCCAUCAUCGGUCUUGCAUGGCUUGGACAGGCUUGCAUGAACACCGCCAUUUCGUCCAACGGGAGCUCAUUCACCGGCAACGGCGCUACUUCGGGUAGCAGCGAGGUGGUCAGCGGCGCCAACGUGGUCAUACGGACGGACGGCACCAACGAGUGGGCCGUAAUUGCCCAUGAGACCGGCCACACGUACGGUGCCGUGCACGACUGUGACUCUACGACGUGCCAGGAGUCAUCCUACGUCAGCUCGCAGCAAUGCUGUCCGUACACCGCCAACACUUGCAGCGCCGAUAGUCGCUUCAUCAUGAACCCGUACUCCCAACCGGGGGCCAACGCCUUCAGCCCCUGUACCAUUGGCAACAUCUGCAGCGCCAUCGGCAGAAACUCGGUCAACACCAGCUGCCUUUCAGACAACGACGAUGUGCGUCUCUUUGCGGGAGCAGACUGUGGCAAUGGGAUUGUGGAAGCCGGCGAGGAAUGCGACUGUGGUGGCGUUGCAGGCUGUGCAGGCGACCCAUGUUGCGAUCCGACGACGUGCCGAUUCACCUCGGGCUCGGUGUGCGACGACUCCACGGAAGAGUGCUGCUCCAAUUGCCAGUUCAGAAGCAGCGGCACUGUAUGCCGAGGAAGCACGAGUUCUUGCGACCCACAAGAGGUCUGCUCGGGCACUUCGGGCUCGUGCCCUGCUAACGAACUCGCCCCCAAUGGUCAGGACUGUGGAGAUGGCCUGAAGUGCGCCUCCGGGCAAUGCACGAGCCGGAAUCAGCAGUGUCGGACCGUCAUGGGCAGCUAUACUGGCAACAAUGACACGCGUGCUUGCGAUAGCUCCGGCUGCAUGAUCAGCUGUGCUAGUCCGCAGUUUGGCCCGGGAGCUUGCUACGGCCUGCAGCAGAACUAUCUCGACGGAACACCAUGUGGUGGAGGCGGGUAUUGCCAGAAUGGUCAAUGCGAAGGCACCAGUGUCAAUGGUGAGGUGAAGUCGUGGAUCGACGACAACAAGGGUAUCGUGAUCGGUGUUGCCUGCGCCGUCGGGAUCAUCCUCCUCAUCGUUAUUUUCGGCUGUUGCAGCCGCUAUCGAAAGAAGAAGACGCGACGGACCAAGAACAUCCCGGGCCAUCCGGCACCUCCUCCAGAAGGUUGGCAAGGUUGGAACAAUCGUGGGCCGAUGGCGCAGGUGCAAGGCCCUCAGCAGGGCUGGUACGGACCGACGCCCAUGAGUGGCCCAAGGCCUGCGUGGAAUGCGCCACCUCGACCGCCGCCGCCGUCGUAUCUACAGAGCAGCAACAGUGUGCGGUAUGCUUAGCAGGGCUUGGGCGUGCAGGACCGAUGGCGCUCCUGAGAUGCUCACGAUGUCGAUGAUGUUUACGCUUGAUUGAUGAGACGGUGAUGAUAUCUUGGACUACUCCAUGACGCAUGUCUGAGAUGAUAGAUCGAAAAGCAAAGAUACAUCUACCCACCUCUGGGUGAAUUGCAGUCUGUGUCCCGUGUGUGUUCAACCGUCGCUUCAGCAAGAAUCGAACUCAGACACUCCGUCGGGGAGCAAAAGGGAAGGGACCCGAAGGUCGAUUAUAGAAGCCAAAGCCUGUGUGUAAUCAGCUACUUCCCUAGGUACGUCUGCUUCCAAACUCAAUAUAUCUGCAUG